AUGAGUCUCGUUGAGGGGAAACCAUCGAUCUACUUCUCCGGUGAAGACACACAAUUUCUAGCUGAAAGGAUGGGGCACACAAUUAUUGGUAAGUUCUCACAUUCUAUUCCUUCGUCUCACCAAAUACAAAAAUGCCUGAGUAAUAUGAAAUUUAUUGGAGGUUUCUCAUGGAAAUACAUCAAUGCAAAACAUGUGGCGAUUCAAGUGGAGGAUGCAACGGACUACGCGAAGUUGUUAGUGGGGCAGAAUGGUAUGCCGGUUUGGUAUGUGGAUAGACAUCCGAUGAGAGUGUUCCGUUGGUCGCCGGAAUUCAACCCUUAUUUCGAAACUCCAAUCGCAGCAGUAUGGUGCAAUCUGGUGGGGCUGCCUAUACAUCUUUUUGAAAAAUCAGCUCUAUUCACGAUAGGUGGAAUGCUAGGAAAUCCUAUCCAAGUCGACCAUGCAACGGCUUCCCAAACAAGAUUAUCAUUUGUCAGGAUAUGUGUGGAAAUAGACAUCUCAAAUCCGCCUACGGAGGAAUUUAUAAUUGACAUUAUGGGAAGGGAAGUGGUUCAAAAGGUGAUAUGGGAUAAGAUACCACUGUUUUGCCGGGAGUGCCACUACGUUGGACGCUCUAGCUCGGCGUGUUACGCCAACGGUCAAAGGGAAAGACCGAUGAAGAGGAACUACCACACACCUAGACACAACAACUCAGCCGAGACACAGCAACAAAGCCGUUAUCAACCAGUGGCAGGAGAAAAUGACUCGGGGAAGAUAGCAACACACCAGAAAGUGCAAACAGAGGUACCUAAUCAAGAUCAUCAUGAGGCUUCUGCUAGUAAUGAGAGGCAACAUUGGAGCAAUGAUAGAGGAAAGGAACACAAUAAACCGAGCCAUGGAGCGGAGAGGCAGAGGGAGGUGGAUGAAGACGGAUUCCAGAUACAGAGGAGAAGGAGGGGACCUAAGCAAAGUCACCCGAAAAUUCACAAUAGUGGGUUGCCUAGGACAAACUCAACUGGGGAUAUCGGACAUCAACAAUUUGCUGCCAAACCACAAGACAACCAAGCUGGAGUUCUCCAUCUCAGUGACCCACAGAAAUCCAACCAAAAGCAGGAAAUGACUCCGUAUUGGGGGAGGCUUGAUGAAGCAUGGAAAACAUUUGUGAAACCAAGCUACUAUAAGUAG
Messenger RNA from Salvia hispanica, 1164 nucleotides. The record is from RefSeq and is a predicted model, not a curated record. Lineage: Eukaryota; Viridiplantae; Streptophyta; Magnoliopsida; Lamiales; Lamiaceae.